AUGAACAGAGGCGGCAGAUAUAAUGACUCUUAAAGAGCUGGUGGCUAUGGAGGCUAAGGUAACUAUUAAGAGCAGCCACGAAGAUAAUAAUAACAGCCAUAUUCAGGUGGCAACAGAUACCAAGGAGCAGGCUUUGCAAAUAGAAGACCAUAAGGUGGAAUCCAAAAUAAGUUCAGAAAUCAAUAAAGAUAGAGAUAGAACAAUAAUGCAGUAGUCGGACAAAGAAGAAUACAGAGAAAUCAUCAAAUUGCUGGAAAUCAGGGACAAAACCAAGGCCAAAGAAAUAACGAGAGAUAGGGCACUUUAAGAACAAGAGGUGGAGUUAGAAGCAAUGCCUAUAGAGAGGGUGGUGCUACAAAUUUCAGAAGAAGACAGCUAUAGACUAAUGGAGGACAACAAAGAUUAGGUUUGAAUCAGAGAUCUAAGAGAAUUGGAAAGAUUAGAAGACAACCAAUAGCAUCAAGAAACACUUAGAGCUAUUCUAAUAGAAGAACUUUAGGAUUAAGAACACCUAGAACUCAAUAAAAUGUGCAAAGGACUCCUAGCCAAUAAAGAUAAAGUGCAACAGGAAAUAUCUAUAUCGGACAAGUAAAGCUACCUGACUUCGAAUCACUUAAGAACCUCUAAGUAAAAGCAGAGUUAAAAAAACUAGGAGAAAUCCCAAGAGCUUACAAUGACAAACUGAAUUUAGAUAGUAUGCAAGUUGACAAUCACCCAGGCAGAUUAACACUCGAUCAAAGAUUCAAUAGAAUUUAGGGUGUUAGACCAACUAGACCAAACGUCAACGGAGGCAGAGCAAAGGGAAAAACUCUGAGAUUGGUAAAUAGACCUAAGUAGGCUGGUUCAAGAAGAUAUUGA
Messenger RNA from Stylonychia lemnae, 858 nucleotides. The record is from the annotation of a GenBank genome assembly. Lineage: Eukaryota; Ciliophora; Spirotrichea; Sporadotrichida; Oxytrichidae.